GCCAACGGCGGGAGCCAGGCGCGGUGGCCGCGGCGCGGGAGGACGUGGGGCCGAGGGAGCACCUGGCCACGGGGGCCGCCGCCGCGAUGCCCGGGCCCGCGGGCCUCCCCGCAGCCCCCCGCCCCCGCGACCCCCGGCGGGAGCGGCGAGCCGGAGCCCCGGGCGCCCGCACGCAGGGCGUUGCAGGCCCCUGGACGCCAUGAGCGAGCAGUGGCGGCCCCCCGGUAGCGCGGUGGGCUGGCUGGCCUGCGGCGGCCUGUCCCUGCUGGCCAACGCCUGGGGCAUCCUGAGCGUGGGCGCCCGGCAGAAGCGGUGGAAGGCGCUGGAGUUCCUGCUGUGCGCCCUGGCCGCCGCGCACAUGCUCAACGUGGCCGGGCCCAUCGCCACCUACGCCGUCAUGCAGCUGCGCCACCGCCGGCCUGAGGACGCGUGGAACGAGGGGCUCUGCAAGGUCUUCGUGUCCGCCUUCUACACCCUCUCCCUGGCCACCUGCUUCUCCGUCACCUCCAUCUCCUACCACCGCAUGUGGAUGGUCCGCUGGCCCGUCAGCUACCGGCUGAGCAACGCCAAGAAGCAGGCCGUGCACACGGUCAUGGGCAUCUGGAUGGUGUCCUUCGUCCUGUCGGCCCUGCCCGCCGUCGGCUGGCACGACACCACCCGGCGCUUCUACGCCCACGGCUGCCACUUCCUGGUGGCGGAGAUCGGCCUGGGCUUCAGCGUCUGCUUCCUGCUGGUGGUGGGCGGCAGCGUGGCCGUGGGCGUGGCGUGCACGGCCAUCGCCCUGUUCCAGACGCUGGCGGGCCGGGUGGGGCGCCGGGCCCCCCGCCGCGCCUUCACCGUGCCCGCCAUCGUGGUGGAGGACGCGCAGGGCAAGCGCCGCUCCUCCAUGGAUGGCUCCGAGCCUGCCAGGACCUCGAUGCAGGUCACGGGCCUGGUGGCCGCCAUCGUCACCGCCUACGACUGCUUCAUGGGCCUGCCCGUGCUGGCGGUGACUCUCCGCAGCCUGCGGGCGGACGCCGCGGCACCGUGGAUGGCGCUGUGCGUGCUGUGGUGCUCCGUGACCCAGGCGCUGCUGCUGCCCGUGUCGCUCUGGGCCUGUGACCGGUACCGCGCCGACCUCAGGGCCGUCUGGGAGCAGUGUGCCGCCCUCAUGGCCAGCGACGAGGGCUCAGACGAUGACGCCAGCCUGGACGGUGGGGUCCCUCCGGAACUGCUGUCGGGGCGCUCCCUGAGCUCCAGCUACGGGGACCUGGUGAGCCUGGACCCGAGGGCCAAGUAUGAGCUCUCGGCCCUGGACGGGGCGCUGUCCCCGCUCUUCCCGCUGCGCGCCCUGCAGGAGGAGCGGAUGCAGUACCUGCAGGUGCCGGCCACGCGGCGCUUCUCCCACGACGACACGGACAUGUGGGCCGCCGUCUCGCUGCCCGCCUUCCCGCCGCGCUGGGGCUCGGCCGAGGAGCCGGCCGGGCUGGCGCUGCCCGCGGGCCCGGGGCGGCGCGGCGGGGGCCCGCGGGGCCCGGCGGGGGACGCGCCCCCGUUCCGCGCGCGCCGCCGCUCGGCCGAGAGCCUGCUGCUGUCCCCGCGCGCGCCGGCCAGGGACGGCGCGGGCCGCCGCCUCGGGCCCGGCGCGCGCUCCGCCUCGGCCUCGCGGCUGCCCGACGCCUCGGCGCUGACCCCCUUCGCGCUGACCACCUUCGAGCGCGAGCCGCGGGCGCUGCGCCGCCCGCCCGCCGCGCCCCGGCCCUUCCCCGCGCGCGCCGCCCACGGCGAGGACGCGGCGCCCCCUGGCGGCGGCGGCGCGCGGCGCAGCCCCGGGCCGCCCCGCCCCGCGCCCGCCGCGCCCCUGCGGACCUGCCUGAGCGCGUCGUGGGCCGAGCCCGGGGCGCUGCGGGCGGCGGGCCUGGGCGCCGACGGCAGCACCAGCAGCUUCCUCAGCUCGCCCUCCGAGUCCUCGGGGUAUGUCACGCUGCACUCGGAGUCGCUGGGCUCCGCGUCCUAGGGGCUGCCCUGGAGCACCUCUGGGCCCCCUGGCUCAGCCAAGUGGGGCCGGGUGGGAGGGGUGCCAGGGGCAGGGCCACCUUCCCCAGGGUCUCAGACUGGCCCUGGAGGAGUGGGAGCACCGGGCUACAUCCAGUUACCCCCCUCUGCACGCUAUUGCACUCCAGAGCCACGGGUGCGGCGUUCUGCCUCAGUUUCCCCGUCGCCCAUGAGCAGAUGACCAGUGUUAACUCAGGGUCAUGGGCGGAAGUCACCGAUCCGUGUGCCACUGAGUGGGAAGUAUGCUGCGUCCCAGGCCCUCAGUGGGACCUUUGGGUCACCAGUCUGGCCCGCUGUGCACCCACUCACAAGGCCCCACUGGGUGUCCCUCUGCCCCGUGGGCACCCAUCCCCCAUCCCAGAUAAAGCACAAAUACAGCAGAGCCCUGCACACACAGGCAGCUCCCCUUGCUUCCGGCCCCUGCACUGGCCUUGAGCAGGACCCGGCCAUCCUGGACCAGGCGGGAAGGGCGGGCAGCAGGGCUGGUGGGCGGCCCCUCCCCGGCCUAAUUCCUGGAACAGGCUUCAGGUUUCCGCCUCUGGUUUUCAGUCCCUGGUACUACCCCCCCCCCCAGGGUGGAGGGAGGGCUUCCCUGGCCCCCUCUUUGCAGGGCUGGGCAGGGACUAGCUCACUGUCACCGGGAGUGGGAGGGACAGUCACCAUAAGGGCUGAAGCUCUGGUCCCUCCUCGUCCCGCUCAAAGGGGCACAGCCACUGCCGGCUCCACCCAUGGAGCCCGAGACAGGGAGCGGCCGGGCACUGCCCAGCCUGCUCUCACCUGCACGGCCCGUCCAGUGGCUCUCUGGGGGGUAACAGGACCAAGACCAGGGACUGCUGUCCAGCCCUGGCCCUGCUGCCGUGCCUUCUCGGACACAUGAGCCGUCAGCGCGGCCGCCAGCCGGGUCACCUCCAUCAGGCCGGCCCACCCGUCACUCUGGGUUUUCACUCUGCAUUUCUUAUCCAGUGGCAAUAUUUACAGGCCUCCCGAGCCCCCCACCCCAGCCCUGGUUUUUACAGAAUAAAGAGAAAGGGCCACUUCCUCCCCCAACUACCACGACCAUGUUUUAAACAACUGAGCAUUUUUCUUCUGUACAGAGUCCAAUAAAACCUAAUGAUUUGCACCCGGCA
Sorex araneus (European shrew) is the source of this 3161-nucleotide messenger RNA. It is a transcript of the gene GPR153, whose product is annotated as G protein-coupled receptor 153. Lineage: Eukaryota; Metazoa; Chordata; Mammalia; Eulipotyphla; Soricidae. The record is from RefSeq and is a predicted model, not a curated record. Gene Ontology annotation, molecular function: G protein-coupled receptor activity. Gene Ontology annotation, biological process: G protein-coupled receptor signaling pathway. The coding region runs from base 200 to 1996 and encodes 598 amino acids. The transcript is spliced from 6 exons. Gene Ontology annotation, cellular component: membrane.